Suillus discolor is the source of this 1026-nucleotide messenger RNA. RefSeq names its product Aldo keto reductase. NCBI's taxonomy places the organism in Eukaryota, Fungi, Basidiomycota, Agaricomycetes, Boletales, Suillaceae. The coding region runs from base 1 to 1026 and encodes 341 amino acids. The record is from RefSeq and is a predicted model, not a curated record. The transcript is spliced from 8 exons.
AUGCUUAGAACAUCACCACAACCCAAAGAGACAUUCCCUCUCGGUCCUUUUACUGUUCCCCGAGUAUGGGUAGGUCUUUGGCAGUUGUCAAGUAAUGCUUGGGGAAGCGCUUCGGCAGCGAAGAUUCGUCAAGCAAUGGCUAGGCACAUCGAAAGAGGUUAUAAUGCCUUCGCCGAUCAUUAUGGAAGCGCGGAAAUACUCUACGGGCAAUUCAAAGAAUCGUUACCCAGCCCGGCAGAAGUUGUCGGGGCCACAAAAUGGUGUGUAUUCCGACAAACAGAAUUGUCGCGUUCUGUGGUGGAAAACGCGGUUCGGGAGCGUAUGACACGCAUGCGCACUACCACUGUGGACUUGUUGCAGUUUCACUGGCAAGAUUACUCCGAUAAGGGAUAUCUCACCGCCCUCCAGAUUCUUCAAGACCUCCAGAAUGAAGGGCUCAUCAGCGCGGUCGGCCUGUGCAAUUUUGAUGCCAUACGAACAGAUGAAAUAUGUACACAAUUAGGGCCUGGUUUCAUCGUUUCAAAUCAAGUUCAGUUCUCUUUGAUUGACACUCGACCCCUGCACGGCAUGGCCGAUGUAUGUGAACGGCACAACGUGAAAUUAUUAACAUACGGCACACUUUGCGGUGGAUUUCUAGCAGACCAGUGGCUAAAUCAACCGGAACCAGACCUGUAUUCCGGUGUUUUGACGCCAUCUCAGCGCAAGUAUCUCGACAUGAUUUUGAAGGCCUGGGGGAACUGGGCACUAUUCCAGUCCCUUUUGGCAGUGCUGCGUGAUAUCGGUGAUCGUUAUGGGGGGCUAAGCAUUGCAAACAUAGCCACACGAUGGGUCCUUGAUCACUCUUUUGUCGGAGCUGUAAUCAUUGGCGCCCGUUUGGGAGUUUCCGAGCACACUGAUGAUAACGAUCGUGUUUUUGGUUUCAGCUUGACUGACGAGGACAAUCGUGCCAUUGAAGCAGUACAAGCUCGGUCCAAUGGUCGCCGGAUGAUCACCUUGAUAGGCGACUGUGGGGCCGAAUACCGUUGA